Molecule: messenger RNA, 3060 nt
Organism: Pocillopora damicornis (cauliflower coral)
Lineage: Eukaryota; Metazoa; Cnidaria; Anthozoa; Scleractinia; Pocilloporidae
Product: tetratricopeptide repeat protein 28-like
Source: RefSeq, a predicted model, not a curated record
AUGAUAACUUCCAUGAACAUCGCCUUACUAGUAGCCCUGUUCCUGCUAAACUCCGAUCGUAUUCAGAAAGCCAUUGAGAUAUGCAACGAAUGUUUAAUUUUGCUAAACAACAGCGAUCAAAACAGCAAAGAUCAAUUUGAUUCAGUACUACUACAUAUUUACAACGACAUCUAUACAGUUCUUUACAGCGCUUAUCGUCAUAUCUCUGACUACGUAAAUGCGGCAAGAUACGGCAGGAAACUGUUUGUCUUCUACAGCACGUCUGGAAUUCUGUUUUAUAAACGUGGCGAAAACCUAAAAGCGAAGGAGUAUGUUACAAGGGCCCUUACCAUAACGACCGAAAUUGGCGACAAAAGCGGAGAAGCAUCCUGUUACACAAAUUUAGGUGCUGUGUUUCACUCGCUCGGGAAAUACAACAAGGCUAAAGAGUAUCUCCACAAAGCGCUUGUCAUCACAACUGAAAUUGGCGACAGAAAAGGAGCAUGUUAUGCAAACCUAGGUGCUGUGUUUCAGUCGCUCGGAGAAUAUGAGAGGGCUAAAGAGUAUCUCUCCAAAGCGCUGGUCAUCAGAACUGAAAUUGGCGACAAAGAAGGAGAGGCAACUGACUACGGAAACCUAGGUGCUGUGUUUCAUUCGCUCGGAGAAUAUGACAAGGCUAAAGAGUAUCUCCACAAAGCACUUGGCAUCGGAACUAAAAUUGGCGACAGAAAAGGAGAAGGAGCAUGUUAUGCAAACCUAGGUGCUGUGUUUCAGUCGCUCGGAGAAUACGACAAGGCCAAAGAGUAUCUCCACAAAGCUCUUGUCAUCACAACUGAAAUUGGCGACAGAAAAGGAGAAGGAGCAUGUUAUGCAAACCUAGGUACUGUGUUUCAUUCACUCGGAGAAUACGACAGGGCUAAAAAGUCUCUCCACAAAGCACUUGUCAUCAGAACUGAAAUUGGCGACAGAAAAGGAGAAGCAACUGACUACGGAAACCUAGGUAAUGUGUUUCUUUCGCGUGGAGAAUACGACAAGUCUAAAGAGUAUCUCCACAAAGCGCUUGUCAUCGCAACUGAAAUUGGCGACAGAAAAGGAGAAGGAGCAUGUUAUACAAACCUAGGUGCUGUGUUUGAAUCGCUCGGAGAAUACGACAAGUCUAAAGAGUAUCUCCAAAAAGCGCUUGUCAUCACAACUGAAAUUGGCGACAGAGGAGGAGAGGCAUCAUGUUAUGGAAACCUAGGUACUGUGUUUCUGUCGCUCGGAGAAUACGAGAGGGCUAAAGAGUAUCUCCACAAAGCACUUGUCAUCACAACUGAAAUUGGCGACAGAAAAGGAGAAGGAGCAGGUUAUGCAAACCUAGGUGCUGUGUUUUAUUCGCUCGGGCAAUACGACAAGGCUAAAGAGUAUCUCCAAAAAGCGCUUGUCAUCGGAACUGAUAUUGGUGAUAAGAGAGGGGAAGCAUCAUAUCUUGCAAACCUUGGAUUUCUCUUUGGAAUUGUUGGAAAUUAUGAAGUUUGGGAAGUAUGCUUGGAGAAAGCUUUAUACAUAUCUAGAGAUAUUGGAGAUAGAAGAGUAGAGUUCGAAAUCUUUCAAAAAUACGCCGUUUUGUAUUUAGCAAAAAAUAAAAUCAAAGACUCCAUUGCGUGUCUUCAUCUGUGCAUUGAAAAGUACGAGGACCUGAGAUAUUUCUUGGGGGCCAAUGAUGAGUUCAAAACAUCACUUCUGGAGCACUCAGGAAUAUUUCCCUACAAGCAACUUAGUACUCUGCUUUGUCUUACCGGAAAUGCUCUUCAAGCUCUUUAUGUUGAGGAGUUGGGUCGAGCGAGAGGUCUAUCCGACUUGAUGACAGAGAAGUACUCGCUUGAAACGCAGAUUUCUGCUGAUCCACAAUCUUGGUUUGGCAUUGAAAACAGUUUUAGAAAGAAAAAUAACUGUGCUUGUUUGUACAUUUCUUAUUUUCACAAUGUUCUGCAUUUGUGGAUCUUGAAAACAAGUGGAGUCCUUCACUAUAAAAGAUUACUAGAAGAGAAUCUAGUUCAGGCUGGGUUGCCCAAAGAUUUGCCUCUGAGUGAGUUUUUGGCUGAUAGUUUCCGGAGUCUUGGUAUUUUGCCCACUGAAGAUUGUGAAGAUCGGUCUUUAAAUAUGGUUGAAUUGGAACCUCUCUCCCCCGAACAAAAGAGCCUAGCAAGAAUGCGACUCGUGGAGGAGGACGAGGACAAGGAGGUCAUUUCAAGUCUAUCUUUGUGUUACAAAAUGUUUAUUGCCCCUGUUUAUGAUUUGCUUGAGGAGCCUGAAAUCAUUAUUGUUCCUGACCGCAGUUUGUACAAAGUUCCCUUUGCUGCCCUGAGUGAAAAGGAGGGAACCGAAUACCUGUCGGAGACUCAUAGGAUCCGUGUCAUUCCGUCUUUGACAACACUCAAGAUCAUUCGAGAUAGUCCACAGGACUAUCACAGCAACACUGAUGCCUUGAUAAUAGGCAAUCCCAAGGUUGAUUGGCUGCCAUCAUUACCAGGUGCAAGAAAGGAAGCGGAGAUGGUCGGACGACUGGUGGGUGUUCCGCCUCUAGUAGGAGAGAAAGCAACGAGGCAGGCGGUGCUUGAGCGGAUAAGUUCAGUGAGCCUGAUACAUUUUGCUGCCCAUGGUAACGCCGAAAGGGGAGAAAUUGCCCUCUCCCCCGUUCCUACUUCCAACAGUGGAAACGCUACCCAACCAAAGGAAGAUUACAUGUUGACGAUGGCUGAUGUCUCACGAGUGAAAGUCAGAGCUAAACUGGUGGUACUUAGCUGCUGUCACAGUGGAAGUGGAGAGAUAAGAGCCGAGGGAGUUAUAGGAAUUGCCCGUGCGUUCUUAGGAUCCGGUGCUCGCUCGGUGUUGGUUGCGCUGUGGGCCAUUUCAGACAAAGCAACAGAGAAGCUGAUGAGUCGGUUCUACAAACACCUUGUUGAAGGAGAAAGUGCCAGUGAAUCCCUUCAUCAGGCCAUGAGGUGGAUGAGGAAAAAUAGAUUUAGCGAAGUGUAUGAGUGGGCUUCGUUUACGCUGAUUGGAGAUGAUGUGAGGCUCGAGUUUGACAAGCAGAGGUAA